AUUUUGAAGAAUAUUUUGUUGGACGAUCUCAAAAGAGCAUCUCUACAAGAACGGCUACCAAGACACGAUGCCGCCAGCAGCACGAACAUUCCCGAUAGGGAAAAAACAGGUUUUCUUACCGAAAUUCUCUAUCGCCUUAUUACGAAGAGGUGCUCAACGGCCAAAUUUCGCUACUUUCAAAGUCCCCUUACGCUUCAACAAGUUCGAUCUGCGCGACUACUUAUUACAUGUCUACAAUGUCGCUGCGUUGAAUGUGCGAUCACAUCUAAAGCCGAGGCAGGCCGUGAAAAAGAGGAACGGCCAUGUCGUCAGGCCUUUACCGGCGAAGAUAAUGACGAUAGAGAUGGAAAAGCCGUUCGUGUGGCCCGAGAGGCCCGCGGACCCUACCCCGUGGUAUCCAGACGUAGAACGACAUCGAACGAAGGCGAUGAAUAACAAGUUUAAUCCGCAGAAGGAGCUUAGGAAGAAGGGCACGCUCUCGCUUAGAGACGAGAGGAAGCCAAGUAAGGUCAAGAUAGAGCUCAGAAAGGCCGCGGAAAAGCUAUUGAAGGCCGGGUCAUGGAGCAACGAGGAGAAAUUGGAUCCCAAAUUCUCGGACCCGAAAUUUAACGUGGGGAAGAAGGAUGGCUAGGAUGGCUACUCGGAAAAUAAAAGAAAAAAAAGAACUCGUUCGCCGUUUAGAAUCUAUGAGGCUCGUGGAUAAUGGCUGUAU
Annulohypoxylon maeteangense is the source of this 712-nucleotide messenger RNA. RefSeq lists its product as uncharacterized. The record is from RefSeq and is a predicted model, not a curated record. Gene Ontology annotation, biological process: mitochondrial translation. The coding region runs from base 68 to 631 and encodes 187 amino acids. The transcript has 2 exons. Gene Ontology annotation, molecular function: structural constituent of ribosome. NCBI's taxonomy places the organism in Eukaryota, Fungi, Ascomycota, Sordariomycetes, Xylariales, Hypoxylaceae. Gene Ontology annotation, cellular component: ribosome; mitochondrial large ribosomal subunit.